Aspergillus heteromorphus CBS 117.55 is the source of this 897-nucleotide messenger RNA. RefSeq names its product SDR family NAD(P)-dependent oxidoreductase. The annotation marks the transcript as partial. The record is from RefSeq and is a predicted model, not a curated record. Lineage: Eukaryota; Fungi; Ascomycota; Eurotiomycetes; Eurotiales; Aspergillaceae. The transcript is spliced from 4 exons.
UAAUGUCCGAACUCAACGGAGCGGCUUUUAUUACUGGGGCGGCAUCAGGAAUCGGCAAAGCAGCCGCGUACGCCCUCGUCCAACACGGAGUCCGUCAGGUCGCCAUAGCAGACGUCAAUUUCACCGCAGCACAGCAAGUCGCAUCCGACAUCGAAUCGCAAUUCGCUGGCACCCAAGCACUCGCCCUGGCCCUGGACGUCACGAACCCCGAUGCCAUCCACGAGGCGAUCACACAGACCGUCGCCCGAUUCCACCGCAUCGACUACGCCGUAAACAGCGCAGGAAUCCCAGGAUCAAUGGCGUAUUCAUCCGAUCAUGACCUCGAGGCCUGGCACAAGACCAUAGAUGUGGACCUGCAUGGCGUGUGGAUGUGCAGUCGCGAGGAAAUACGGGUUAUGCUGACGCAGGAGAAGCUGGAUGAUAGUCCACGUUCCAACCGAGGCGUCAUCGUCAACCUGGCAUCCAUGUACGGCAUCGUCAGCCCCUCGCGCGAUCUGCCGAUCGUUUCUUACACGGCGGCAAAGCACGCGGUGGUCGGGUUCACAAAAAUAGAUGCCCUCACCUACGCGCCGCUCGGCAUCCGCAUCAAUGCUCUUUGUCCUGGGACGGUGGAUACGCCGGUUGUUGCGGCCCUUCCGUCCGAGAUCAUCAAGAGGGAAGAAGCGAAGUUUCCGUUGGGGAGAUUCGCGGUUCCCGAGGAGAUGGCUGAUGCCAUUGUUUUCUUGCUCUCUCCCAUGAGUAGUUAUAUGUAUGGGUCGGCGCUGGUGGUGGAUGGCGGCUAUAGUGCGCAGUGAGCAUGUGGUGGUGGGCUGGGAAUUUGAGUUGUUGGUAUGCGGCUGUGUCUGGGAUAGAUCGUGAUGAGGGCAUGGGUUGGAGUUUCAUUUGAAAGGCAUUGUC